AUGACAGCGCCCCCUGGCGGCCCGGAGGUGUCUCCUGCAGAGGUCUCGGUCAGCCUCCUCUCCGUCAUCGUCACCUUCUGCGGCCUCGUCCUCCUGGGGGUCUCGCUCUUCGUCUCCUGGAAGCUCUGCUGGCUCCCCUGGCGCCACAAGGGGGGUCCCGGGGGGGUCCCCCAAAGGAAGGACCCCCCCCAAACCCCCGGGGGGGUCCCUUUUGGGGACCCCCUGCCCGAGAGGGGCGACCCCGAGCCCCCCCCCGAGCGCUGCUACCUGGACAUGGGCUCCUCGCUGCCCCCCGUCCCCGAGGAGGUCCCGGCUCACCUGGGCCAGAUCCAGCCCGAGCUCUACGACGCCGCCGACGGCCGCGGUGGCCCCGGCGCCGCCGGAGGUGACCCCGGCGACCCCUCCGGCCGCUCCGGCCCCUCCUGCGGCCGCCUCAGCGUCUCCCUGCGCUACUCCUACGGCUCCCAGCAGCUCCUGGUGCGCGUCCUCCGCGCCCGCGACCUCCCGGCCAAGGACUCCAACGGCUUCUCCGACCCCUACGUGAAGAUCUACCUGCUGCCCGACCGCAAGAAGAAGUUCCAGACCAAGGUCCUGCGCCGGACGCUGAACCCCGAGUGGGACGAGACCUUCAGCUUCGGGGUGCCCUUCGCCGAGCUGCCGGCGCGGCGGCUGCACUUCAGCGUCUACGACUUCGACCGCUUCUCCAGGCACGACCUGAUCGGGCAGGUGGUGCUGGACAAUCUGCUGGAGGCGGCCGAGGCCAGGCCGGAGGUGCCCAUCUGGAGGGACAUCCAGGAGGGGACGGGGGAGAAGGCGGAGCUGGGCGAGGUGAAUUUCUCUCUCUGUUACCUGCCCACGGCCGGGCGCCUGACGGUCACCGUCAUCCGCGCCUCCAACCUGCGCGCCAUGGACCUCACCGGCUACUCAGACCCCUACGUGAAGGCCUCGCUGAUGGCCGAGGGCCGGCGGCUGAAGAAGCGCAAGACGUCCAUCAAGAAGAACACCCUGAACCCUAACUACAACGAGGCGCUCGUCUUCGACGUCCCCCACGAGAGCGUGCACCACGUCAGCCUCACCAUCGCCGUCGUCGACUACGACUGCAUCGGGCACAACGAGGUGAUCGGGCUGUGCCGCGUGGGCAGCGACGCCGACGGCCCCGGCCGCGAGCACUGGGCGCAGAUGUUGGCGAACCCCCGCAAACCCAUCGAGCACUGGCACACCCUGGUGGAGGAGAAGGCUCUGACCAAGGCGACGCCGCGGGACAAACCGGCCCUGGGGGAGUCCCUGGGCCCCCAGUGAGCUGGCCGGCGCCUCCGGGGCCAUCGGGGCCCGAAGCCAUAGGGGCCCCCCCGGCCCCCCCGGCCCCCGAG
Pseudopodoces humilis (Tibetan ground-tit) is the source of this 1370-nucleotide messenger RNA. Lineage: Eukaryota; Metazoa; Chordata; Aves; Passeriformes; Paridae. The record is from RefSeq and is a predicted model, not a curated record.